AUGGCACCCUUGAAGACGUAUAUCCAUAGUUCGAGCGUGAAGGGUCUCUCCAGUGUCACCACCUUAGUAGUGGGAGACAAGGCCGCCGUUCUUUUUGACCCACCGUUCCUGGUUCCAGAUGCUGAAUCUGUCGUUCAUUGGGUUAAGAAGACGACAGACUUACCUCUGAGAGCUGUAUUUGUCACUCACCAUCACCCAGAUCACUACUUUUCUGCAAACCCAAUCCUCGACGCAUGGCCACAGUCCACCCUGCAUGCUGCUCCUUAUGUGUGCGCGGGCAUUGAUCGGGAAUAUGAUGAGAAGGUCAUUUACUGGCCGACAUUGUUUGGUAGAGAGAAUAUUCCUGAGAAGCCACAGAAGCCGACACCAUUUGAAUUUACCUUCUUCAACAUUGAAGGGAACGAAGACUCUCCCAUUAUUCUGCUUGGCCCUCUUCAGGGCGACUCGGUCGAUCACACACUUUUCUGGUUGCCAAAGGAGAAGGUUGUCAUUUGCGGGGAUUCGGUCUACGCCCGUAGUACCCAUGCCUGGGUCGAAGAGAUUGACACAAUCCAAAUUCUCGAAGCAUGGGGAAAGACGCUGGACGUCAUCGAGGCAUUAGGGGUAGAGAAGAUUAUUCCUGGUCAUCUCGAGCCUGGAUGGGAGCCGAAUGCAAAGGAAGACUUGGCUCAUAUGAGAAAAUAUCUCCAACUCGUCAAUGAGAAAGUCUUCCAAGCGAAAACCAAGCCCCAAGUGAAAGAUCUCUUUGAAACCUUCAAAGCUGCUUUUCCCCAGGCGGAUCAAAACUUGGAAUUCUUCCUCGGGCAUAUGUCGAACCGUUUUGGCGAAGGCGGCACUAUUUGGGAGGAGAACCGACAUCACAACGUGGGCGCACGAACCAAAGAACAAUUGGAGGGAUACUUGUUCAGACUUUGA
Exophiala bonariae is the source of this 915-nucleotide messenger RNA. RefSeq lists its product as uncharacterized. The transcript has 2 exons. Lineage: Eukaryota; Fungi; Ascomycota; Eurotiomycetes; Chaetothyriales; Herpotrichiellaceae. The record is from RefSeq and is a predicted model, not a curated record. The coding region runs from base 1 to 915 and encodes 304 amino acids.